AUGACCGCCCGUCCGUCGGCUCUGCGGAUCAAUGGCAUCGUGGACAUGCUCCACAGAUUUCAGCGGGGGACAGUGCAGUCAUCCAGCCUGGACCAACAAGUGGAGUUGGCAGAGAAGGGUCAGCCGUACGACCAUGAGGCUAAAGCAAUGCUUGCGCAGGUGACAUGGAGCACCAUACCGAGCCGGGAGGAGAGCUACAAGCUGCGUUUGGUCCUCAACAACGCUGUCUGGCGUGUCAGCCAGGCCUCAACAGCACGGCUGCAGGCCUGGCGUGCCCUCGCUGACAUCGAAGCCAAAUCUGAGGACGAGAAGGAGAAGAAUUUUGCCCUCGACCAUCUUAAAAAGAUCGGAAAUGAGAUCACAGAACUCUGUGAGAAGCUGCUGGAUUCUAUCUACUCCCUCCUGCGAUCUGAGAGAGAUCCAGAAGCAAUAGUAGGUUUUUAA
This is a messenger RNA of Knipowitschia caucasica, 444 nucleotides long. The record is from the annotation of a GenBank genome assembly. NCBI's taxonomy places the organism in Eukaryota, Metazoa, Chordata, Actinopteri, Gobiiformes, Gobiidae.